AUGUCGUCCCUACUCGAAGAGUACCAUCCAGCUUCUGCGCUUCAUCAGACCGCUGCGGUGAACGGCGACGCGCCUCAGCCAUCUCCGAUCCCGUCCUUCCAGCUCCGGCGGUCCAUGCCAAGCGGUGGAGAAGUCGAGCUUCUUAUCCAAACGUUUGAUGAUCGUAUUCUCGUCAUCAUCACGCAGAAUGGCAAGGUCGGAUGCUUAACCCAAGCUGCACUCCCCGCUGUAGUUCCCCUCCCUCAACCUCCCCGUUCCGCACCAACCUCAUCCCUCUCCCACUUCCCUCCACCUCCACCCUCCAUCACUCUCACAUCACUCCUCGGCUCCCCACCUAAUCGGGCCUUACACGAGACAUACGUCGCGCAUAUCGCGACGCUCAUAUGGUGGACGCUGCAGGAGGUCAAGGAGGCAAGGAGGCCGGUAGUCGUAGGGCUGAGUCUGGAGAGGAAACGGAGGGGAGUGGAAGGGCAGAGUGGGGUGGAGGAUGAUGGCGAAGAGGGAAGUCUAGAGCUGGACGAGGUGGAGAGGGAGAGGUUCGAAGGGGUGUUGGGAAUGGUAGCGGAAUGGGCGGGGCCGAAGGGAUGA
Dioszegia hungarica is the source of this 588-nucleotide messenger RNA. RefSeq lists its product as uncharacterized. Gene Ontology annotation, biological process: proteasome assembly. Lineage: Eukaryota; Fungi; Basidiomycota; Tremellomycetes; Tremellales; Bulleribasidiaceae. The coding region runs from base 1 to 588 and encodes 195 amino acids. The record is from RefSeq and is a predicted model, not a curated record. The transcript has 2 exons.